This is a messenger RNA of Lates calcarifer (barramundi perch), 5786 nucleotides long. It is a transcript of the gene xpot, whose product is annotated as exportin, tRNA (nuclear export receptor for tRNAs). The record is from RefSeq and is a predicted model, not a curated record. Gene Ontology annotation, biological process: tRNA re-export from nucleus. The transcript has 25 exons. Gene Ontology annotation, molecular function: tRNA binding; small GTPase binding. Lineage: Eukaryota; Metazoa; Chordata; Actinopteri; Centropomidae. Gene Ontology annotation, cellular component: nuclear pore; cytoplasm; nuclear matrix. The coding region runs from base 240 to 3155 and encodes 971 amino acids.
UGACCCGGAUGCUAACCGGGCAGGACACGCCGCACCGCCGCUUGUGUCGUGUGAGUCCAGCCGCCGACGUGCAACUGAUUUCUGGAGACUUCGCAGCGGCUCCGUGAUGAGUUAACGGGAGCGAGAGCGAGAGGAGGAGAAAAAACAGCGGAUGAAUUAAGUUUUCACUAAGAUGAGAGAAGUCUGCCUGACAGCAGCAGAGAGGAGUGAACCUGCCCUGGAGGAAAGCUAACCCACGAAUGGCCUGCCAGUCUGUCGCUGCAGUCAUGGACGAGCAGGCCCUGCUGGGGCUCAACCCGAACGCCGACGCCCGCUACAGGCAGAGGGCCAUGGCAUACUUUGAGCAGCUGAAGGAGUCUCAGGAUGCCUGGGAGGUUUGUGCCGAGGCCCUCGCUAAAGGGAUUUACAAUGACGACCACGUGAAGUUCUUCUGCUUCCAAGUGUUGGAACAUCAGAUAAAGUUCAGACAUGCUGGUCUGAGUGCAGUUCAGCAGCAGCUCAUCAGAGAGACUCUGAUGAAGUGGCUCCAGUGUCAGCUGAUGAAUGCUCAGCCUGAGAAGCCCUUCAUCAGGAACAAGGCGGCCCAGGUGUUUGCCCUCACCUUCAUCAUGGAGUAUCUGACCCUGUGGCCCAAGUUCUUCUUCGACAUCCUGUCUCUGGUGGGUCUGAACCCUCAUGGCGUCGACGUCUACCUGAGGACGCUGAUGGCCAUCGACGCCGAAGUGGUGGACAGAGACAUCCUCCACACACCUGAGGAGACUCGUAGAAACACUCUGAUCAAAGACACCAUGAGGGAGCAGUGCAUCCCCAGUCUGGUGGAGUCCUGGUUCCAGAUCCUGCAGACGUACCAGCAGUCCCACCCGGAGCUCACCUGUCAGUGUCUGGAGGUGGUGGGAGCCUACGUGUCCUGGAUCGACCUGAACCUCAUCGCCAACGACCGGUUUGUGAACCUGCUGCUGAGUCAGAUGUCGGUGGAGGAGCUCAGAGAGGAGGCCUGCGACUGUCUGUUUGAAAUCGUCAACAAAGGAAUGGACCCGGUGGAUAAAACCAAACUGGUGGAGUCUCUGUGCCAAGUCCUGCAGUCUGCGGGCUUCUUCAACGUGGAACAGGAGGAGGACGUGGACUUCCUGGCCAAGUUCUCUCGGCUGGUGAACGGGAUGGGUCAGAGUCUGGUGCUGAGCUGGACCAAGCUGGCCAAAGCCGGCAACGUGAAGGAUGCCGCCGAGACGCUGCAGGCCGUGGAGGCCAAGGUGCCACUGCUGCUGCAGCUGCUGGUGCACGAGGACGACGACAUCUCGGCCAACAUCGUCGGCUUCUGCUACGAAUACCUGCACGUCCUCAAACAGCUUCCUCAGCUGACAGACCAGCAGAAAACCAACAUAGAGGCCAUCAUGCUCGCCGUCAUGAAGAAGCUGACAUAUGACGACGAGUACAACUUUGAGAACGAGGGCGAGGACGAGGCCAUGUUCGUGGAGUACAGGAAGCAGCUGAAGAUGCUGUUGGAUCGUUUGGCUCAGGUUUCUCCUGAGCUGCUGCUGGAGGCCGUUCGCAGAGUCUUCACCAACACCAUGCAGACCUGGCAGACGGCUCCGUUCAUGGAGGUGGAGGUGGCCAUCAGGCUGCUCUACAUGCUGGGCGAGGCGCUGCCAGCGUCUCACGGCGCUCAUUUCUCCGGAGACACGGCGAAGACGAGCGCCCUGCAGGACAUGAUGAGGACGCUGGUGUCCUGCGGCGUCAGCAGCUACCAGCACACCUCCGUGUCUCUGGAGUUCUUUGAAACCGUCGUCAGAUACGAUAAGUUCUUCAUCGUGGAGCCGCAGCACAUUCCUAAUGUUUUGAUGGCGUUUCUGGACCAAAGAGGACUGAGACAUAACAGCCCAAAGGUCCGCAGCAGAGUGGCCUACCUCUUCUCUAGAUUCAUCAAAACUCUGCAUAAACACAUGAACGCCUUCAUCGAGGACAUCCUGACCAGGAUCCAGGACCUGCUGGAGCUCGCUCCUCCUGAAAAUGGCUUCCUGGCGCUGCUGACCAGCGACGACCAGCUGUUCAUGUUCGAGGCGGCCGGCGUCCUGAUCGUGAAUGGGGAGAGUCCCGUGGAGAGGAAGCAGGCGCUGAUGAGGAGCCUGCUGACGCCGCUGAUGGACGCCUUCCGCCUGCUGCUCGCCAAGCUGUCGCAGGAGACGGAGGAGGAAAGACAGGCCGCCCUCGCCGACUGUCUGAGCCACGCCGUCGGAUUUGCCAGUCGGACCAGCAAGGCGUUCAGCAACAAGCAGACGGUGAAGCAGUGCGGCUGCACCGAGGUCUACAGAGACUGUCUGCAGACCUUCCUGCCCGCGCUCAGCUGUCCCGUCCAGCGGGGGGUGCUGCGUAGCUCGGUCCGCUCCUUCCUGCACAGGAUGAUCAUCUGCCUGGAGGAGGAGGUGCUGCCCUUCAUCCCUGCCGCCUCUGAACACAUGCUGAAGGACUGCGAGGCCAAAGACCUGCAGGAGUUCAUCCCGCUCAUCAGCCAGAUCACCGCCAAGUUCAAGCGGCAGGUGUCCCCCUUCCUGCAGCAGAUCUUCAUGCCACUGGUCCUCGCCAUCUUCGAGGUGCUGGCGCGGCCGGCGGAGGACAACGACCAGGCGGCCGCUCUGGAGAAACAGAUGCUGAGGAGGAGCUACUUCAGCUUCAUUCAGACCAUCGCAGGCAGUGGGAUGAACGAGGUGAUGGCCAAUCAGGGAGCAGAAAACAUUGAGCGAGUUGUGUUCACCAUUAUCCAGGGAGCCGUGGAUUUCCCCGACCCCAUUGCUCAGAAAACCUGCUUCAUCAUCCUGUCCAGACUCGUCGAGCUGUGGGGAGGUAAAGACGGCAUGGUGGGCUUCCCUGACUUUAUCUACAAACACAUCGUCCCUGCGUGUUUCCUGGCUCCUCUCAAACCGACCUUUGACCUCUCAGACGCUCAGACAGUCCUGACUCUGUCAGAGUGCGCCGUCACACUGAAAAUGAUUCAUCUCAAACGGGGGCCGGAGUUCAUCCAGUUCUUACAGCAGGAGUAUCUGCCCUCUCUUCAGGUGUCACCAGAAAUUUCACAGGAGCUGUGUCAAGUGCUUCAGCAGCCUGAUGUUAAAGUCCUGAAAAACUACAUUAAGGCGUUCUUUCAGCGAGCAAAGCUGUAGGAAAUAAAACUGGAAGUUCACUGGGACUCUUCACAGGAAGUGGUCGAACUUGCCACUUUUACAACAACAACAACAAAAUGGAACUUAGCAUAGGAGCUGCUUUUGCACUUAAAAAGUAAAUGCAUAACAAAGCCCAGUCUGUCUAAGUCGGGGUGAGAAUGGACAGAAAGCGGGUGGACGGAUCAACUCCCUCUUCCGGCCGCCAAGACGACGAGCUGUCCACGCUGGACUCGAGACGUGAAGGAGCUCGACCUCCGAUCAGAAAUGUGGAGAACUUUGUGGGAAACGGUGGAGUCGUGUGGAAAAGGGCUUUUUAGAUGUCAGCACAGAUCUGUGGGGAGAAGGUUUGGUUAAUUAUCCUGAAACUGAAACUCCUCUCGGGUAGGAUUUGUGUAACGAUAGCUUUACUCUCCAGACGAAACCUUUACAGUAGAAACCACAUUUAAAAACCUGCUAGAUUUGAGUUGUUUCUUUGGAUGUUUGCUGCCACAGAAUGGACUAAAAAUAAGGGCUGAAUUAGAAAAAGCGUUUUCAUUUAAAAUGUGGCAUUGAUUUUCUUUUUUUUAUGGUGUUGAGGAAUGGAUGGUUGAUUUAAAGUUUGAAGUGAAAAGUUAGGUGCUCUCAGCCCGGCUUGAUGCGUCCGCCUUCCCCUCACUCUCCUUUUCAAAUCAAACAUACCUGAUCGGAAAUGUAGAUACUUGGGUUUGGAGCUACAUCGACCCCUCGUGGUGAGUUUACGAUAAAUAAAUUGAAAUAGUCCACAGAAUUUUUUUUUUUUUCCUGGAAAUAUGCGAAUACUUUUGGCUGUUUUUUUUAAAUUUCAGAUGGAAAUGAACAUGAAACAGGAACAAAGUGUAAAUAAGAGAAUAAGAUGUUAAAAAUGUAAAUAAAGUUCCUAGGUUUAGUUUUUUUUUUUUUUUUUUUAAAUCUUCAUUCCCAUCUGGAAGCCAGGUAUGGAAGCCCAUUUCUGCCAGAAAAAAAUGUAAUGUUAAGAAAGAUAAAAAAUAUGGAAAUACUUGAGUACUUAAACUGAGAUACUAAGUCAAAGUAUAAAUUAUAUUACAUAUAAUUUUGACUUUUGAAAAAAUGUUUUCAGUGAGGUAUCAUCAUAUUGACUUGCUAUGGGAAUUUUUAUUUAUCAUAUUUCUGACUUUAAUUUGACUUGUCUCAUAAUCUCAUAAUUGGUGCUUGAAUAUAUUUUUUGACUCAUAAUGUUGACCCAGUAGAAUUAGUAAAAAUUAAUUUAUCUUGACUUUGUAUCUCAUGAUUUUGACCUUGUGAACUUUUCAAUCAUUAUCUCAUUUAAAAUGUGUCUUACUUUAGUAUAGAGUAUUUUAUCGUAAAAUUUGAUUUAUGUCAUCAUUUGUGCAUAAGUCAUAAUUUUCAGUUACUAUCAUAAAUUUAAUUCAAUAUAUUUAGCAGAAUUUUUAUUUCCUGAUCUAAAAUAAGUUAAUUUUUUAAUAUCUUAUAAUUUUGACAGUAAAAAAUCUAAAAAUUAAGACUAAAAUCAUUUUGACUUACAGUAAGUAAUUUUUGUCAUUCUUGAUGUUUUUCUUUUCUUGUCUUGGCAGUAAUGAGCUUCCGUAGAGGCCGUAAACUCGUUCAUAGGACUCACUUGUGCACAGCUGGUGUAGAAACAUGAACUUUGACCCGUGUACAGACGCAGCUCGGUGAAUUUCACAUCGAAGCUUUCGAGACAAUUCAGGACGAUCGACAUAUUGAUUAUGCAACACUUCACGAGCGAUACUGUGAAGGAGAUGUGAGAUGGAACGAAACCAAUCAGUGACAGACGAUGAGAUAAAACUGUAAAAAUAAAUCCACUGUACAGACCCCCCCCACCCCCCCCCAUACUGUUUCCACUGUUAACAUCAGUUUGAUGUUCACUGUCCUCCUCAUCAUUCGGUUUAUUGGCCUUCAGUUUUUCUUCAGCUUUAAAUUUGUUGUUGUUUUAUAUUUUCCCAGAGAAAGUGCCUGAAUGUGUUGCUUUCAGUUAAAUGUGGUCGCACAGGCAACAAUUUCAAUAAAACCAGUUUAAAGUAUAAGUCUGGUUUUAUCCUACGUUUUUCUCAAAGUCAACAAAUCCCCUGGAAAAGACGAAAAACCAACAGUGUUUCUUUUCUUUCUGAGUAUUUUUGUCUUCUGGUCCUGAUUUUAAAGAUCUAACAUCUCACAGAUAUAUAGUUUUUUUUUUUUUUUUACUCAAACUUCACUCAAACAGGAGGAAAAGUUUCAUGUGUUUGGGACUAUUUUCAGCAGUGGAUUGAUACACAUUUAGAUUUAGACAUUGUUAGUAGAAUACACUCGUUGUUGGUUUGACGUUGCAGGUGGGAUUUAGAACAUCAGCAGACUUAUCCUUUAAAUAAUUCAAUUAAUAAACACAAAUUCAUUUUCAGUUUGAGACGGUGAAGCUGAGGCAACAAAACCAAAAUCAGACAUUAACUUGAUGUUUGAAUGGUUAAAUAUUAUUUUAUGUUCACGAUUAUUCAGUUCGACCACGGGAACAACAGCAACUCUUUAUUUCAUUGGUCCUUAAACUUUCUAAUGAUGUUUCCUGGAAUAAAAAGGUAAUUUGUCUGAUUCCAGGGAAAAUAGAAACUCUGUUAAACCAUUAAUAAAUGAAGGAUAAAUAAA